Physella acuta is the source of this 1304-nucleotide messenger RNA. RefSeq lists its product as uncharacterized. The record is from RefSeq and is a predicted model, not a curated record. NCBI's taxonomy places the organism in Eukaryota, Metazoa, Mollusca, Gastropoda, Physidae.
AAUCUUUAAAGUUUAUUCUUAAGUACUAGAUCUAGGACCUAAGUAUUAACUUAUUACUAGAUCUAGAUCCAGAUUCUAUAUUGUAUAUCCAAACAAUGCAUCAAUGGCCAGUGACACAAUAACGACAAAAAGAAAAGGUGACUUAGCAAAGCUUUUUCAAGGCACUGUUGAACUUGAGGGCAGCUGUGAGGGUGAAGCCGGCUUACUCGACCUCAGAAGGACCUGCAUCAAAAACCCCAAACACGAUGGGUUCAUUUCUGUGAAGGACUUCAACCGGAGCCACCUCCCACUGAAGUACCAGCAUGACGAAGUGUUUGAGCUCACUAAAGUUCUCGCUGAGCUGACGGUCAGGUUAGCCGUCCAAUACAUCAGCCCGGAUCGUCCGGAUUUUUACGCGGAGACGGAUACGCCUUAUCCGUUCGCCAGCCGUAAAGGUACGAAUUUCUUGCAGACAGGAAGCGGAAGAGUGAGGAGAGUCAUGAUAUUUUACGAGAAAGACGAAGAGGUUUGUCCAUGCUCGGAGUGUAAGGAUUCCGAGUCGCCUGUGGUUGAGUUUGGUGAGAUUGUUGUGUACACGGCUACGCAUGUGGUGUUUGAUGAUGUAGAAGCCAGACAGACGACUGUCAGGUUUGGGUUCGAUGACGAGGAUAACGUCGGAGUGGAUCUGGAAGGUGUGUAUGUUAUGGGAAACGACAAAGUGAACGAUAUCUGUCACUUGCACUGUGUUUCCCAUGACUUGGAUUUUCUGCAGAAGCUGUAUGAUACAUGUUUAAAAUGUGAUGGUUUGUCGUAUAACGUACUAAUCAGAUAUGACGAUACGAUGUUUCAUGAUAAAUUAACCUUAUUGGUGUCUCACCCCCACGGUUGUUUUAAGCAGAUUUCUAUCGGUGAAUGGACAGAUAAAGACAGCGAGUCCUACCCAAUGACCAGGUAUGCGUACACUGCACCUACCUGUCCAGGUAGCAGUGGUGCGUUCCUGUUUGUGUUAGGGAGGGAACCGUACUACUAUGCCUAUGACCAUGUUCAUAGUGGAUCCAACAGCAUAACAAAUUUUAGUUCAUUCGGCGAUGAAAGCUUGUAAAGUUUUUUUAAUGAUAAUAGCAACAGUUACGAUGGAUUAUAAAUUUAUUGUAGUAUUAAUUUUUUUUCAAUCUCUGUGUGUACUAAGAUAACAGAGACAUAGAAAUUUUAUUUUUCCAAUAAAUCACCUAGCUCUGGAGAAUGGGUCAGCUGUAUUUGCUCUGCUGUUUUGUUAUAUAUAUUUCAUUGACAACUCCUUCAAACAGGGUACAUUUUAAGAUAAA